AAUAGGCCCUGUUCGUGCCCAAGCACUCCACCCCCACCCCCAGCCCUCACAGUCCGUGCCCCGUAGGAGGGCUCCGGCCUCCAUUGGCAGCAGUGCCCGUCACGGGGCACCCGGCCCCGCGCUGCUGCUCGGCGCGGGGGGUGGAGUGGGGGAAGGGCAGCUCUUCCUGGCAUCCCUCCUCCAGCUCUGCAGAGGUAUCUGUAGAAGUGGGUCUGGUUACACGGCUGCCUCCCCCCCUUCCCUUUUUGUUCUUGGACUCCCCUCCCUCCCCUCCCGCUCCCCCUCCUCUCCUGCCCCCUCCUCCCUCCUCUCUCUCUCUCUCUCUCUCCAGCUGGUGUUCCCGACUGCUGCGUCCUCCCCUCCAUCGCAGCCCCGUAUAACCUGCUCAGUCAGCUGGAGCCCCCUGCGGACAGCUGGCUCACUCCCGCUCCGGCUCUCAGCUGAGCGGAGGCUGCCAGGGAGCGCUGGCUGGGAGCGGGGGCGCAGCGGCGGCGGCGGAGGCAGGACCGCGGCCAGGGGCGCACCGGCGGCGGCGGCCCCCGCAUCUGUCCCGGCCCGGCCCGGGCCCCGCCGGAGGACUCUAUUGUUCCCGCUCUUUGCUCGGCGCCCUUUCUCCUCUCGCCUUCGGAAGGGAACAAUAGCCCGGAGUGGAGCCGGGCGCCUGGCUUUGGAGGCGGCAGCUGCGGCUCCGCGCGCUCGCCCGGGCUGGGCAAAGACACUCCCGACUCUCGGGACCUCUUUUCCCUCCGCCGCCCUCCUCCUGCUGCUGCCGCCUCCUCCAAGGCCUCAGACCCUGAGCCCAAGCCGGACCUGCUGGAGUGCGGGAGCCAUGGGGCAUGCGGUAGGGAGGGUUGCACCCUGCCUCUGCCGGCGAGGAGGCGAGGGGCUUGUGCUCCUCGUUCUUCUCCUCAUCCUCAUCCUCAUGCUCGGGACCAGCGAGGCCGGGACGCACACCGGAGCCCAGACUUCGCUCCUCUAUCUGUGGAAGACGGGUCCCUGGGGCCGAUGCAUGGGAGACGAAUGUGGUCCGGGUGGCAUUCAGACCAGAGCAGUCUGGUGUGCUCAUGCAGAAGGCUGGACAACACUGCAUACAAACUGCAAGCAGACGGAGAAACCAGACACCCAGCAGGAGUGUUUCAAAGUCUGUGACUGGCACAAAGAACUGUAUGACUGGCACCUGGGGAGCUGGAACCAGUGCCAGCCGGUCAUGUCCAAGAGUCUGGUGAAGCCAGCAGAAUGCACCAAGGGGGAGGAGGGCAUCCAGACCAGGGAGAUCGCCUGUCUCCAGAAGGCUGACAGCCUCAGUGCCGACGACAGCAUCUGUGAGUACUUCGAGCCCAAACCCCUCUUGGAGCAAGCCUGCCUCAUCCCUUGUCCACAGGACUGCAUCGUGUCGGACUUCUCACCCUGGUCCGAGUGCUCCAAGACGUGCGGGAGCGGGCUGCAGCACCGCACGCGGCACGUGGUGGCCCCCCCACAGUACGGCGGCUCGGCCUGCCCCAACCUGACGGAGUUUCAGAUCUGCCAGUCCAGUCCUUGUGAGGCAGAGGAGAGCCUCUACAGCCUAAACGUGGGGCCCUGGAGCGCCUGCUCAAUGCCUCACACGAGGCAGAUAAGGCAGGCGAGGAAGCGAGGGAAGAACAAAGAGCGGGAGAAGGACCGAGAGAAAGGAGUGAAGGAUCCCGAUGCGCGAGAACUCAUCAAGAAAAAGAGGAACCGAAACAGACAGAACAGACAAGAAAACAAACACUGGGACAUCCAAAUCGGCUAUCAGACCAGGGACGUUGUAUGUACGCACAAGAACAGCACAAUCACUGACUUCAGCCUUUGCCAACAAGACAAGCUGCCCGUCACCUUCCAGUCCUGUGUGCUCACCAAGGAGUGUCAGGUGUCCGAGUGGUCUGAAUGGAGCCCCUGCUCCAAGACCUGUUAUGAUAUAUCAUCCCCUAAAGGGAAUCGCGUCCGUACACGGACCAUCCAACAGUUUCCCAUUGGCAGUGAUGAGGACUGCCCUGUCUUGGAAGAGAUUGAGCCUUGCCUGACCCAAGGAGAUGGGAUGGCACCAUGUGCUACGUAUGGCUGGAGAACUACAGAGUGGACCGAGUGUCGAGUUGACCCGUUACUCAGCCAACAAGAUAAAAGACGAGGAAAUCAGACUGCCCUUUGUGGAGGAGGAAUCCAAACCCGAGAGGUCUACUGUGUGCAAACCAAUGAGAAUCUUCUUUCUUAUUUGAACACACUCAAGGAAAAAGAAGCUUCCAAACCAGUAGACUGGAAACUCUGCACAGGAACUGUCCCGAACACCACUCAGCUCUGCCACAUUCCCUGUCCUGUUGAGUGCGCCGUGUCAGCGUGGUCAGCCUGGGGACCUUGUACCUUUGAAAACUGUAAUGACCAGCAGGGCAAGAAAGGCUUUAAGCUGAGGAAGCGGAGGAUUACUAAUGAGCCUACUGGAGGAUCCGGAGGGACUAGUAACUGCCCUCACUUGCUGGAAGCCAUCCCCUGUGAAGAGCCUUCCUGCUACGACUGGAAGGCCGUGAAGCUUGGGGACUGCGAGCCGGACAAUGGAAGGCAGUGUGGUCCCGGGACACAAGUGCAGGAGGUGGUCUGCAUCAACAGUGAUGGAGAGGAGGUUGACAGACAGCUGUGCAGAGACGCCAUCCUUCCGAUCCCCGUGGCCUGUGAAGUGCCGUGCCCCAAAGACUGUGUGCUCAGCGCGUGGUCAGGGUGGUCCUCCUGCUCCCAUACUUGUUCUGGCAAAACGACUGACGGGAAACAGAUGCGUGCCCGCUCCAUUCUGGCCUAUGCGGGAGAGGAAGGGGGCACUGCGUGCCCAAACCACAGUGCCUUACAGGAGACCCGCAGCUGCAACCAGCACCCGUGCACUGUUUACCACUGGCAGACGGGCCCUUGGGGCCCGUGCAUCGAGGACAGCUCGGUCUCCUCCUUCAACACUUCGACGGCUUGGAACGGGGAGGCCACGUGCUCCGUGGGCAUGCAGACCAGGAAAGUCAUCUGUGUGAGAGUCAACGUGGGCCAAGUGGGACCUAAAAAGUGCCCCGAGAACCUUCGACCUGAAACAAUGAGGCCAUGUCUACUUCCUUGUAGAAGAGACUGCAUUGUAACUCCGUAUAGCGACUGGACGCCAUGCCCCUCCACCUGCAAAGAAGGGGCCGCUGCGGUGAAGAAGCAGUCUCGGAAUCGCGUCAUCAUUCAGCUGCCUGCCAACGGAGGCCGCGACUGCCUGGAGUCUCUGUAUGAGGAGAGGGAAUGCGCGGCCCCGGAGGUCUGCCACAGCUUCAGGUGGAAAACUCACAAAUGGCGCCGGUGCCAGCUGGUGCCAUGGUCCGUGAGGCAGGACAGUCCCGGCACCCAUGAGAACUGCGGCCCGGGUCUCCAGGCCAGAGCCAUCACUUGUCGCAAGCAAGACGGAGGACAGGCCGAUGUCAGUGAGUGCCUUCAGUACGCGGGUCCCUUACCGGCACUAACCCAAGCCUGCCAGAUCCCAUGCCAAGAUGACUGUCAGUUCACCAACUGGUCCAAGUUUUCCUCAUGCAACGGAGACUGUGGUGCGGUUAGGACCAGGAAGCGUUCGAUUGUUGGAAAAAGUAAGAAGAAAGACAAAUGCCGAAAUUCCCAGCUCUACCCUCUGAUUGACACUCAUUUCUGCCCCUGCGACAAGUACAACGCCCAGGCAGUGGGCAACUGGUCAGACUGCAUCCUGCCCGAAGGCAAAGUGGAGGUGGUCCUGGGAAUGAAGGUUCAAGGAGACAUCAAGGAGUGCGGACAAGGCUACCGCUACCAGGCCAUGGCGUGCUAUGACCAGAAUGGCCGGCUCGUGGAAACAUCCCGCUGCAACAGCCACGGUUACAUUGAGGAAGCCUGCAUCAUCCCCUGCCCCUCGGACUGCAAACUCAGUGAAUGGUCCAAUUGGUCUCGUUGCAGUAAGUCCUGCGGCAGCGGAGUCAAGGUUCGCUCCAAAUGGCUGCGAGAGAAGCCAUACAACGGCGGACGCCCCUGCCCUAAACUGGACCAUGUGAACCAGGCUCAGGUGUAUGAGGUUGUCCCCUGUCACAGUGACUGCAGCCAGUAUAUAUGGAUCAGUGAGCCCUGGAGUGUCUGCAAGGUGACUGUGGUGAACAUGAAGGAGAACUGUGGAGAAGGAGUGCAGACUCGCAAAGUGAGAUGCAUGCAGAACACAGCCGAUGGCCCCUUUGAGCCCGUGGAGGACUAUCUCUGUGACCCUGAGGAAAUGCCCCUAGGUUCUCGCGAGUGCAAAUUGCCAUGCCCAGAGGACUGUGUCACAUCAGAGUGGGGCCCCUGGAGCAGGUGCUCACUGCCUUGCAAUCAAAGCACGUUCCGGGAGAGGUUGGCGGAUCCACUCCGACAGGCAGAUGAGGGGAAACCCUGCCCUGACACCAUCGAGAAGGAGCCAUGCGUCCUAAAUACGAACUGCUUUCACUAUGACUACAAUGUGACAGACUGGAGCACUUGCCAGCUGAGCGAGAAGGCGGUCUGCGGGAACGGCAUCAAAACAAGGAUGCUGGAUUGCGUUCGCAGCGAUGGCAAGUCCGUUGACCUGAAGUACUGUGAAGAGCUCAGCCUGGAGAAGACCUGGCAAAUGAACAUGUCCUGUGUGGUGGAAUGCCCUGUCAACUGUCAGCUUUCUGAGUGGUCACCCUGGUCAGAGUGUACUCACACAUGUGGCCUGACAGGAAAAAUGAUUCGAAGGCGAACGGUAAUUCAACCCUUCCAAGGAGAUGGCAGACCUUGUCCUGUGCUGAUAGAACAAUUCAAACCUUGUCCAGUGAAGCCCUGCUAUCGAUGGCAAUAUGGCCAAUGGUCAAGCUGCCGAGUAGAGGAUGCUCACUGCGGAGAAGGGACCAAAACCAGAAAUGUGUCUUGUGUAGUGAGUGACGGAUCGGCAGAGGAUCUUGGCAAGACUGUGGAUGAGGAAUUUUGUGCAGAAAUCGAGCCCGUUGUAGAUGGAAAUAAGAAGAUGGUGCUUGAGGAAACCUGCACACAGCCUUGCCCUGGUGAUUGUUAUUUGAAAGAAUGGUCAGCUUGGAGCCUAUGCCAGUUAACCUGUGUCAAUGGAGAAGAUCUCGGCUUUGGAGGAAUCCAGGUCCGAUCUCGAGCUGUGAUCAUCCAAGAACUAGACAAUCAGCAUCUUUGUCCAGAACAAAUGUUAGAAACCAAAUCCUGUGACGAUGGUCAGUGCUACGAAUACAAGUGGAUGGCCAGCGCAUGGAAGGGGUCCUCUCGAACAGUCUGGUGUCAAAGAUCGGACGGCCUAAAUGUAACAGGGGGCUGCCUGUUGAUGCACCAGCCUGAUGCUGACAGAUCAUGUAACCCCCCCUGCAGCCAACCUCAUUCCUACUGCAGCGAGACUCGAACCUGUGGUUGUGAAGAAGGAUACACAGAAGUGAUGUCUUCUGAUGGGACGCUGGAGCAAUGCACCCUCAUUCCCGUGGUGGUCAUCCCCACCGUCGAGGACAAAAACGGAGACGUGAAAACGAGCCGAGCCGUGCACCCCACACAGCCCUCCGGUAACCCAUCAGGACGGGGACGGACCUGGUUUCUGCAACCAUUUGGGCCAGACGGACGACUGAAGACUUGGGUGUACGGCGUGGCGGCGGGGGCUUUUGUGUUACUCAUCUUUGUUGUGUCUAUGAUCUAUCUAGCCUGCAAAAAGCCAAAGAAACCCCAGAGAAGGCAGAACAACCGUCUGAAACCUUUGACCUUGGCUUAUGAUGGUGAUGCAGAUAUGUGAAGUUUCCUUGCAAAUGACGCUGACCAGCUUCUGCCUCCUGCCUUUAAAAUAGGUGCCAGCGGUCCUGAGAGUGUUCAACUUGUUUGUGGAUAAACAUGCACUUUGAGCUUUUCUUGAAAAUGCAUCCUAGAACAGAAGAGUAGAAUUCUCAUUGCCGGUGGGGAUUCUUGAGAUGUUAGUACUUCAAACGAAACUAUCCACGUGGAUAAUUCUGGCCGAUGGACUGAUUGAACAAAACAGAUUCUGAGUGAUUUCUGUCAUCUUUUUCUGCAAAAACUGCCACCUGGGUCCUGUUGUCAGGAUGGCCCCUCAUGCCAAGCUCGAUCUUCAGUGUUAAUCAACCUAUUGUAACCUGUUAGCAUGAAGAGUUUCUACCAAGCACUCUACCACAUGCUAUAUUUGAGAAUAAGAACCUGUAUAGCAACUCUGUUGAAUCAUUCUAUUACUCUGUUAGAUCCUUUGUAACAAGCCACUCAAUGCUGGCAAAGUGUAAACUAUAAACAGAGUGGAUCAACCUAUUGAGAAAGCCAAACAACUUGGCAGUUGAUAGCAACAUUUGUUGGCCCUCAUUUCAGGAGGUAGAGACUCAGUUUGAAGACUUCAGUCUUAUCCUGCUCCCAAGUGUCCGUGCCAGCCAGCCAUGCACAUUCAGGUAUCUGAAAAGAUGGUGUCUUCAAAGUUUGCUUUUUUGAAUGACUCAUUUCUGGAAAAUGGAUUCUCUUCAGUUGACACAAUAGGUUUCUACUUUUGCCAACUCCUGCACUUACUGCCUGCAUAUCUAUCUCUCUCUCUC
Molecule: messenger RNA, 6566 nt
Organism: Antechinus flavipes (yellow-footed antechinus)
Lineage: Eukaryota; Metazoa; Chordata; Mammalia; Dasyuromorphia; Dasyuridae
Gene: THSD7A
Product: thrombospondin type 1 domain containing 7A
Exons: 28
Coding region: 830-5773 (1647 amino acids)
Source: RefSeq, a predicted model, not a curated record